Plutella xylostella (diamondback moth) is the source of this 753-nucleotide messenger RNA. Lineage: Eukaryota; Metazoa; Arthropoda; Insecta; Lepidoptera; Plutellidae. The record is from RefSeq and is a predicted model, not a curated record.
UCACUGGCGGCCAGCGCGCGGGGCAGUGCCCCAGUGUGAGCCCGGCCGCCGCCGCCACCGCACGCGCUUACCCCACGGAAAGGGUGUCUAUUCACUAUGCCCGGUACAUACUGCGCCGUUUAUGGCUGCAAUAAUAAUAACAACUUCAAUUCCCCUACCAAAAUGUUGACAUACCACAGGCUGCCUAAGGAGUCUGAUAGAUUGAAGAUCUGGCUGAAACAAAUAGGUCGGAAUGACAUCAUGCAAAAGAAGAAUCCAAGGAACUACUAUGUCUGUUCCAUUCACUUCGCUUCUGACAUGAAAAUAAACAAAAAACUACACGACGACGCGGUGCCAACACUCAAAUUGCCGCCCAUUUGUAAAACUGGUGAAGAAAAAACAAAGCGAGCUCCAAAAAAGAAAACAAUUAAAACUGUUGAUAAAGUAGUAGUAACAGUUGCUACACAGACAGACAACAGUAUAUUCCCCUCAGAUGUCAAUCAAAGAAAGGCCAUAACAAUCGGCACACAAACAAUGCUCACUAAAGUUGGUGUUAGACUCACGAAAAAAACUGCGCUUAAAAGAAGAAAAAAGACGAUUGCAGUUAAAAAGGUUAAGGUGGAACCAGAGACUUUCAGUAACGAGGUGAAGUUAGAACAGGAGGAACAGGACACACCAACUUGUGAAAUAAUAUUUACCCAUGUACCCAUUAAGAAAGAAGUUAGUUAAAUACAAACUUAAGAAUAUUUUUUAAUUCUACGUUGCCAAUAAUGU